Molecule: messenger RNA, 9653 nt
Organism: Hemicordylus capensis (graceful crag lizard)
Lineage: Eukaryota; Metazoa; Chordata; Lepidosauria; Squamata; Cordylidae
Exons: 6
Coding region: 90-9653 (3187 amino acids)
Source: RefSeq, a predicted model, not a curated record
AGCUGCCUCCCUUCCCCUCUUUGGGCUGCUGCUACUGCUCUUGCCUGGCCCUCGGCCUGGCCCUGGCCCUCCUUGCCUGGAUCGUCCCAAUGACCCUCAGCAGCCCCCUUAGGAGGGGCAAGAAAACUGGAUGGGCACCGAGGAGCACCUGGCCUUUCUCAGCACACCCCAGCAGGGAGGGAAUUGCAAACCCUCCAUCCCUGACACAAGCAGGAGCGGGGACUUUGUCUUGGCCGGCUGUGGGGCCCCCACGGAGGGAUCACCCGGAGUGCCGAGAGCUGACCCAGAGGCCUGUCGCUGAAGAAGAAGGCACUGGCGACCAGGGGAGAGGAGAACCAUCAGCGCCAGGCCACGCCCAAGGUGGGGCCAGGGACCACGACUCCAUCCGCAGACUGCUGUGUGAGAACCCGGCCUGCGCCUUGUGUGAACGGAUGGCCCUGGAGGCUGAGGAGGAGGCGUGCUUCUGGCUCUCGGCCCCGCGGCCACUCCCUGCUAGCUCGGACCUGGGGUGCUCCAGCCUGCCAGCCACGUCUGUGCAGAGGGACCUCUCCACCUGUCCACGGAACAGCAGCGCGGCCUCCCCUCACUGUGGCCGCUCCCAGAAGCAGGACCCGGGAGCCGGCCCCACUUCCAGGGAGGCACUCCACAUGGCUGGCUCCAGGCAGCAGAGGAGAGGGGUCUUAUUCCAGGCCCCUCAGCAGGCUGACUCCAUCUCCAGGGGGGGUGAUGCCGGACUCCGCGAUCCCCACCACCGCCAGGCUGGCUGCCACGGGAGGGAAUGCAGAGGCCGCUCUUUGGAGGGCCGUGGCGGUGAGGAAGCCUCCCUCAGCUCUUCUUCCAGCACAUCUGAAGUGACGCUCACUAGCUGGACACAUUACAGCCCCUCUCCUGGCCUGUCCGAGCCAUCCGCUCGUGGCCCCAGGGACCACGCCUGGGCCAGCCACCACAGAACCUCCCUCCAGCCAGAACACUAUGAAGGACACGUCCCUUCGGAGAACCAGGAGGAUGCCUGUCUGAGCAGCAGUUCUCUUCCUAAGCAAAGUGUGCACACCCCCCCUUCAUCUCGAAAGGCCUCACCUGCGAUGAAGGCCAGGCCUCUGCUGUCCAGGCCUGGAACAAGGCAGCCUCUGGGGCUCGUAUUUGUCGCCGUGGCCACCCCUUUUGUGACGGACUCUGCACGAGUGGCUGUGGAGUGGCAUUUGCUGGUGAAGAGGUUUCAAGAGGAUGGGGGGCUGCCCUGGGUUCUCCUCAGGUCACUCCGGGCCUUUUUGCCUCCAGCUCCAGAGUCCACUUUCCCGUGGCCCCCACGGGAAGACGCUGUGGUGGUGACAAGGGCUCGGGGACUCCCCUUGAUGAGUGGGGCAGCCAGGAGGAGGCUUGAGCAGCAUGUGAAGAGGAUGGUCCACCUGAAGCGCUGGGGGCUCCCAGGGGAAGUCCAAGAGGCCCUCCGGCACCUGAAGCCCGAUGCUCACCGCCCUGCUGCAGAGAGGGUGCCAGCAUCUCCUGCCAGGCGAGAGGGCCCAGGGGGAGGGAAGGCCACUCCGAGGGCUGGCAGGACGCGCCGGCAUGUGCUUCAUCUCACCUCCCCAGCUGGGGGAGACCUGGGCCUCAAAGCCACCCCGCAUGCCCAAGCCAAGCUCCAGACUCCUGUGGGGAAGAAGUCAGCUGAGAUCGGCCGGGGGCAAUUUCCUAACCUGGUGGCGAAUGCCCAGGAGACGAAUGCCCCGCAGGAGAGGGAAAUGCUCUUGCCCAAGCUGAUCCCACCACACAGGGGGCACCUUCAGUGCCGGAGUGGGCCCAGCCUGGGUCUCCAGAGGAAGGUGGACUCUGUGGAUAUGAACAUUAAGGGCAAAUACAUCAACUUUCUGUGGGACCUCCCUACACUGUACACCCAGUCUUUGGCUAAAAUAAUACCCAGUGCCCAUAAGCUGCCAACCACCCCACCUUGGACACAUCCCCCCUGUGAGUUCAGCCCCGUCGACAAGUCCUUUCUGGCAGCCUGUGAGUCACAGCCCCUGGAAUCGCACCUCCUCAGGAAGAGGGUCCAGCACCAGUGGGGCCUGCCCAGAUUGGCGCAGCGCUCCUGGCAGUGGUUCCUCCCACCCGCCCCGCCACACGCGCCCCCCCGCACGGUCUCCACGCUGAGUUUCGAGGUGCGAGUGGAGGUGUGCCCAGGCUGCGGCUCCCUGCCUUUCCUCCCCCCAGAGACCAAGGGCCAGCUGGAGGACCACAUCAAGAGCAAGCUGGCAGAGCGGCGCUGGGGCCUGCCCAGGCGGGUCUUGGAGUCUCUCCACACCUUCAGGCCACGCGCCCCACCACUGGCCAUGGAGCCCAGAGGCCACAAGAAGACCUCAGCAGCCCCUCAGGGGAAGACGGCGUCGAGGUGGCCUCUGGAUUCAGGGGGCGCCAUUCUCUCCGGGAGGAGGCGGCAGCAGCAGCCAAGACUGCAAAGGCACGUGGCCCAAAAGGCCCUUGAGAUCCAGCUGGAGCUGGUGGGCCCCGUGGUCCAGCUGUCUCAUGGAACGGACCACCAGGACCGGACACCCGAGCUUCCCAAAAGGGCCCCACUCAGGCUGGAAGCCCAGCGGCUGCGAUCUCUGGAGCUGCCCUUUGUGGAGCGGCCAGUCCGGGCUCGCAUUGAACUCAACAUCGUCCACAAAGACCUGACUCACCAGUGGGGGCUGCCCACGCUCUGCCACCAGUCCCACUCCUGCCUGCUGAAGGCGGCCACGCUUCAGGCACCGGCUCCCGCUUGGCCCGGAAGGGGCUCCCUCUUCAGCUUCACGGCAGAAGAGACCCCCUUCGUCGGGCAGGGGGUCCGGGCAGACUUGGAGUGGCACGUGAAGAGGAAGAGGCUGCAGCACGCCUGGGGGCUGCCCAGACUCAUCCAGAGGUCUCUCCACUCUUUCCUCCCAGCGCCCCCCCGCCGGCAGGCCUCGGGGCAGGGGCAGGGGCAGGUGGUGGUGCUCCUGGCAGGACCCCCCUGGCUCCACCCGGCCGCCAUCCAAGAUCUGGAGAGGAACGUGCUGCGAAGGGCUGCCCUGCAGCGCUGGCGCUUGCCCCGGAGGGUCCUGGAGUCCUUGAGGCAGCUGGGCCCAGCCUACGGGCUUUGGGGUGGGGGACACAGAUCGCCCUGCUGCCCUGGGCGGGCUGCCCCACGCCCACCUCUUUCUUCAAGGCAGCCUGGCAGGAUGGAGUCUGCUGCCCCACAGAAAGCUGCUCAACUCCUCCUUGCAUGGGGGCCCAAGUCCCGGGAGAAGCUGGAGCUCCACCUGGCCAAGAAGAGCAUGGAGGAGCAUCUGGGCCGCCCUCCCAGGCUGGCCCCUGGGCUCUCCCGGCCCUCUGCCCCAUUGCCGUUCCCCAAGCUGGUUCUCCACGGCCACAAAGCCCUGCAGCCUCGAGAAAGGGCCUUCUCUUUCCUCCAUACAGAACACAUGGAGCUGGCCGUGCUGCGCAGGCACCUGGCAUCUCUCGGGGGGCUGGGCACCAGGCAUGGGGGGGCUUGCAGCGGCCUGGCCCCCGGCCUCCCUGCUCAGCCGGUCCGCAGGCCCAGGAGGGCUCUCAUGGGCUUCUGGGAGAUGCGGACCUCCUUCUUCCGGCCAGAGGAGAGAGAGGCUUUGGAGCACCACCUGAGAGAGAAGAGGCUCCAUCAUGCCUGGGGGCUCCCAUUCCUCGUCCAGAGAUCGCUCAGGGGCUUUAUGGAGGAAGGGCCCAUCAAGCCUGCCCGGCAGAAGACGGCGCUUCACGUCCACAUCCUUCGGAAGGAGCCCUCUUUCCUCCCCCGGGACACCUGCAGCUGUCUGGAGCGCCACGUGCACAAGGUGAAGGUGCAGCGCCAGUGGGGCUUGCCCAGGAGGGUCCUGGAGUCCCUCCGUCUGCUGUGCCCUCAAGCAGUAGGCGCCGCAGGCAUGGAAUCGGGGCCCGAGAGCCCGAGGAGGAGGGAGGUGCUUCCCUGCCAGCUCCCGCUCAACCGCAGGCAGCCGUCUGAGGCCCUGGGGAAGAUCCGGCUCUGCCUGGCCAAGAAAUCCCUGGAGAUGCAGCUGGGCCUGCCCCCUGCCCCAGGGGCCCCAGCACCCUGCUCACCGAGGAGGCAGCCCCUCCCUCAGCUGAUCCCCCCCGGCCACCGCUUCCUGCAGCCCCGUCCCGGCUUCCUCCCCUUCGAGAGGACAGAAGACCUCGCCCAGAUGGAGCUGGCCGUGCAGCGCCGUCGCUUGGCCUCCCUCUGGGGGCUGGGCCCCCGCUACACAGAGGCCCUCGGGGGCAUGAUGCCCAAGCCGCUCUGGCCGCCUCUCAGGCCCAGAAGGGCCGCCGGCGUGGUCUUUUCGGAAGUGGAGCUGCGGUGCCUCCCGGAGCAGGCCCGGGAAGCCUUAGAGCGGCAUGUCAGGAGCAAGCGGCUGCAGCACGAGUGGGGCCUCCCGGGCCUGGUCCAGAGGUCGCUGACCCACUUGGUGCCCCAGGCUCCCACCCGGCAACCCCUCCCAAGGACCACCGGGUGUGUCCAGCCCAGGCAGCAGGAGCUGUCCUUCCUCCUCGUGGGCGAAAGGAAGGCCCUGAACCGACACUUGCAGCGCAUGAAGAUGGCUCGGCAAUGGAGUUUGCCCAGGAAAGUCCUCUCCUCCUUGAGACCGAUGGGGCCGGCACCGGGGGCAGCAGCCAGGGGAGGAAGCCCUCCGCAGCCUCUUCAUGCCCUGCCAGGAGGAAGCUGGAGGAAGCUCUCGGCAUCUUGGGCUUGGGAAGAACGGGGCGCCAGCAGGACCAAGGCUUCUCCUGCAGAGGGGUUGCAGCCGCUCCUCACCUUUGGGGCCCCGGCUCUAGAGAAGAUGCAGUUCCACCUCCUGAAGAAGUCUGUGGAGGGGCACAUGGACGUUUCCCCAGCUGCUGCCAGGCCCUCUUGGCCAGAAGAGGCCCAGUGGCCUCUGAGGCAGCAGCCCCUCCCGAAGCAGACCCCCCCUGGCUGCCGGGUCCCUCAGCCACGCAGCAGCUUCCUGCCCUUUGCACGGGCCGAGGAGGUGGGUCACCUGGAGCUGGCCAUCCUGCGCCGGCACUUGGGAUCCCUCUGGGGGCUGGGCAGGCGCUACGUGGGAGCGGCCAGGGCCAUGGAGCCCAAGGGCCACCCCUGCAGACCUCCAAGGCCGAGAGGAGCGGACGGUGUGGGAUUCUCCGAGAAGCGGACGCUGUUCCUCCAAGCCCAGGCCAGAGACGAUCUAGAGCAGCACCUCAGCAGGAAGAGGCUGCAGCAUGAAUGGGGCCUCCCCGGUCUCAUCCAGAGAUCCCUGAACGGCUUCACACCAAGGGCUCCCCCACACCCCAGCCCCCAGAAGGUGGAAACCCACGUCCAGGUUCUACUCCAGGAGCUAGGGUUCCUCCCCCGAAGUACUCACCGCCACUUGGAGUUCCAUCUCCAGAAGAUGCAGCUUCAGAGACAGUGGAGGCUGCCGCGGAGGGUCCUGGAGUCCACCAAGCGUCUCUGCCCUCACUUUGGGAGGGGCCUCUCUGAACCGCAAAGGGGUGGGGGCGAGGAAGGCCUUCCCCACUGGCCUGACUCCGGGAGGCCUCCCAUGUGCUCAGCGGUCAGUGUUGUGAACCCACAAGGAGGCCACUGGAGAAGUCCUGGACUGCUCUGGGCUGCCCCAGAGAGGCCUCCCGUUCUCUCUCUGCUGGAGCCCAAAGCCAUGGAGCGGAUUCGGUUCCACGGGGCCAAGAAGAGCACAGAGGUGCAGCUGGAGGCGCUUCCACCCAUUGCCAGCCUCUCUUGGGGGCAGGCGCACCACCCUUCGGAACGAUGCCUCCCCAAAGCGAUCCCUCCCGGUUGCAGGGAGCAGCAGCCCCGUCACGCCCACUCAGCACUCUUCCAGGCAAGGGAAGCUGAGCAGAUUGAGAUGGCCAUUUGCCGCAGCCACCUGGCAUCCCGGUGGGGGCUGGGAACACGCUACGUCGGGGCCCUGAAGCAGAUGGUGCCCAGGCUGCCCUCGGAACAUCUCAGGCCCAGGAGGACUGGCCCGAAGUUUUCAGAGGGACAGACUCUGUUCCUCAAGGAAGAGGAAAGAGAAGCCUUAGAAGGUCACGUCAAGAGGAAGAAGGUCCACCAUGAGUGGGGCUUGCCCGUUCUUGUCCAGAAGUCCCUGACGGGCUUCAUGCCUGGGUCUCCCCUCCUGCCUGCCCCUCAGAAGACCAAGGCUCACAUCCGCAUUCUGCAACAGGAGCUUCCUUUCCUUUCCCGGGAUGUCUUAAGCCGCUUAGAUUUCCACGUGCAGAAGAUGAUGCUCCAGCGGCAGUGGGGCUUGCCACGGAGGGUGUUGCAGUCCCUUCGGCUGCUGAGCCCAGGGCUUGGGACUGGCGUGCAUGGGCCAAAUGCAUCGAGGCGCCAUGAGCCAGUGUGGAGAAAUGUCCCUAGAGAGCCUAGCUCUGGAGCUUCCCCCAUAACGUGGCCUGUGGCAGCUGCAUUCACCAAGCAGAGGAGAGGAGCAAUCUGUGAAAUCCAAGGUGGACCUCAGCUGCUCUCCAGACUGGAGUCCAAGAUGCACCUUCACCUAGCCAGAAAGCAGAUGGAGGUCCAUUUGGGGGCUCCCCCAGCUGUGGCCAGGGCCUCUUGGCACCGCGCUCUUCUGGGUGCAGGACAGGCCCUUCCCAAAGCAGGCCUUGCUGUCCGGGCCCCACCACAACACCGUCGGAUCUCCCUGUCCUUUGUGCCCAUGGACAACAUGGGCCGGAUGGAGUUGGCUGUCCAGUGCAAUCAUUUUGCCUCCCGGUGGGGGCUGGGCACAAGGGAUGUGGUGGCCCCCGCUGGGAUGGGGCCCAGGCUACCGGCCCAGUUUUGCAUGGGCAGAGGAGCUGACAUUGAGUUCUCAGAGGUGCAGACCCCAUUCCUCUGGAAAGAGGACAGAGAAGCCUUAGAACUGCAUGUCAAGAAGAAGAGGAUCCAGCACACGUGGGGCUUCCCACGGCUUGUCCAGAGGUCACUGGUGGCCUUUGUGCCCAUGGCUCCUUCACUGCCCACCCACCCACUGGUAGAGAUCAACAUCCGUGUCCUGCUGCAAGAGCCACUGCUCCUGCCUGCGGCCACCUGGACCUUCCUGGAGCAGCAUAUUCAGAGGCUGAAGUGUCAGCGGCAGUGGGGGCUGCCCAGGAGGGUCCUUGGUUCCUUAAAGCACUUCCUUCCUUCCUCCUCCCCAGCAAGGACUCUGCUUUCUCGGAGGGAGGCAUUUGCCACGGUUGGUGCACACACAAGGAAAGGAGAAAUGGUUCACCAGAGGAGGAAGAUGACUGGUGCCUUCUCCACGGGGCAGCAGAAUGCCAUGCAGACCCACCUGGGCAAGAAGCAUUUUGAGCUGCAACUAGAGGCGCCCCCCAGGCUGGUUAGACAGUCUCAGCACACCUCCAGCCGCUCAGAGAGGGGGCGCCUCCCCCUGCUGAUCUCCGCGGGCCAGAAGCCCCCUGCAGUCAGAGCGGAUCUCUCAUUGAUCGUGCCGCCAGACACAGCGAGUGAGUUGGAGUGGAACGUAAAGCGUAAGCACUUGGCCUCUGCGUGGGGUCUGCUGCGGGAGGCAUUGGUUAAGAUCCAUGCCCUGACCCCAACCCACCAGCGGAGGUUGGAGAGUCACAUCCAGCAGAGGGAGGAGCAGGAGACGCUGGAAGACCAUGUCAAGAAGAAGAGACUUCAGCACGAGUGGAACCUGCCCUCUGCUGUCCAGAGGUCACUUCAGGCUUUUGCACCAUCUCCCCUUGUGCUGAGCCAUCCUCCCCAAGUGGCAGAGCAGGAAAUUAGAAUCCGGGUGGAAGAGCCAACUUUCCUCCCCACACUGACCUGGAGGGACCUGGAGGACAGCAUGAAGAGGAUGAGAAUACGGCAGCAGUGGGGCCUCCCCAAGAGAAUCCAGGACUCUCUCAGCGCCUUCUCCCCUGCUGCCCCGGCAGUCAGAGGGCAGCUGCCCCACCAGGAAGAGGCCAGGCUUUCAAAAUGUAUGGGUGAGAGCCUCCCCGGACAUGGACCUGCUGGGGAGAGGAUUGCACCACAGAGUGCAAGUCCACUGCAGGAAACAAAGACAGGAGGAGUGCAGGUGACUGACCUCACCAUCUGUGACGACGAGGCCUGGGAUCUCCUGGAAGCCCACAUCCAACACAAGAGAACCAGUCAUCAGUGGUGCCAGCCGUUAAUCGUGCAGAAGUCCUUGGCAGCUUUUUAUCCACGGCCAACGAGUGUUCCAGAGGCCCCGGGGGGAGCUGGCAUCCUCAGCAAGGGCCCAGAGAUGGCAGCAGAAGGGGGUGCCACUGGAGUGAGUGGGGGAAGGGCCCAGGCCACCAAGGAAGCCAGUGCCAGUACCAAGGCCAAGCAGACGGGUGAGGAAAGGGUGGCUGGUGAUGGGAUCCCCCAGGAAGUGCAGGAGGAGGAAGGCGCUGCUCUCGAGAGCCCGCCAUCCUCAGAAGAAGCAAGCACUACUGACGAGGGACCACAAGCUCCCGAGGAAGUCAGCAGUGGGACUGAGACUUUACAGACAGCCGGAGAGAGGAGCACUGAGACAGAGACCUCUGAAGCCACAGAAGGAGCAAACCCCGUGGACAGCAGCCCACAGGCCACAGAAGCCACAGACAUUUCUUGGCCACACCCCACCUUUGAGAACCUUCAGGCCACAGAGCAUGUUGGCAUUGCUGGACCAGCAGGCGCAGAGCAUGUGACUUCUGAGAGACCACAUGGAGGGGGGGUCCUUACUGGUGAAGACCUGCAAGAUUCGGGAAAUGAGAAGGAGGCUCUUGUGAGUUCAUCGGAAUCCGAGGAGACGGACACUGCUUCUGAAGAAGGAAAUGGUGUGGCACCCAUGGCAAUGGAAGAGAGAGCUGCUGGUGAAGCCCCACACACCACAGAGGAAGAAGCCAGCAUGGAUGGCGAGAGUUCACAGACGGUGGAAGAGGUGGCCACGAGCAGUGAGUCCUCACGAGACACAGAAGAAGCCAGCAUUGCUGGAUCGCAGACCACAGAAAAAUGUAACAUAUUUUUAUACCGCCCAAAACGUACGUCUCUGGGUGGUUUACAACAAAACAGAAAAAGUAAAACAUUAGUUAAAACAAAAACAAAAUGUUUAAAAAUUUACAGCAAUUUACAAUUUUUAAAACAAUAUUUUAAAACAGAAUUAAAACCAUCUGCGGUGAAUCUCUGGAGCAGCAGGCCUAGGCAGGCCACCAGACCACUGAUGAAGUGGCAAGAGAGGCUUCAAUCCGAAGACGAGGGUGCAGAGAGUGAGUCUGAGGGCGGCGGCGGCAGCAGCAACAUUGCCCUGGCCUCCAAGGAUGUUUUUCCAACCUGGUCUGGCCACUCCUUCACACAGUGCCCACUCCCUGUGGAAGACCAGUCCCAGUUCAGCACAGAAAAGUUCAGGCUGGAACGGGCCCUGGAGGUCUCCUCAUCCAACCCCCUGCUCAGUGCCGGGAACUGCUCCGGCAUCCCUGACAGACGGCUGCUCAGCCUCUGUUUGGAAACCUCCGGAGAAGGAGAGCCCCCCAGCAGACUCUUCCUGUGUCUAAGAGCUCUUACCAUGAGAAAAGUUCCUUCUUCUCAUGUCCAGCCUAAACCUGCUUCCGGCUUGGCUCUGAUCCUGCCCUCAGCAGCAGCUGGGGACAAGGCGGCCUCUUCUUCUACGCAGCAGCCUUUUGGAUACUGA